GAACAAAGACAACCUCAGAAAUAGGACCAACAAACCAUAGUCCUGAAGUUCAAGGCUGUCAGUGACGUGCGCUACACAAAAUGGCAAAAACGAGGACGGUUAGCAAGUCGGGAAGUAGCACUAAUCUAGAAAGAAUGAAAACUCACGCGAGGCAAAGAGACAAGGCGACUAUUAGACGGUUGAAGAUGUAUAAAUCAGGAAAACCUGUUAGGAAUGCAAAAGGCCGCAUUGUGAAGCCUGCCGAGUACCAAGGAAAGCUUGCAUCAGGAACAGUAGCAAGAGUGGAUCCCAAUCAUCGCUGGUUUGGAAACACGAGGAUUGUUGGUCAAUCGUCUCUUCAAAAGUUUCAGGAUGAAAUGGGUAAAGUGAUGAAGGACCCUUAUAAGGUUGUCAUGCGACCGUCGAAACUGCCCGUGUCUUUAUUGCAAGAGAAAGCAACGCAUGUGCAGGUGCAUCUUCUCGACACGGAAUCGUUUGAGAACACGUUUGGCAAGAAGGCACAAAGAAAGCGGCCGAGACUGAUGGCUUGUGAUCUUUAG
Molecule: messenger RNA, 539 nt
Organism: Corticium candelabrum
Lineage: Eukaryota; Metazoa; Porifera; Homoscleromorpha; Homosclerophorida; Plakinidae
Product: nucleolar GTP-binding protein 2-like
Exons: 7
Coding region: 81-539 (152 amino acids)
Cellular component (GO): nucleolus
Source: RefSeq, a predicted model, not a curated record